Molecule: messenger RNA, 948 nt
Organism: Fusarium sp. VM40
Lineage: Eukaryota; Fungi; Ascomycota; Sordariomycetes; Hypocreales; Nectriaceae
Source: the annotation of a GenBank genome assembly
AUGUCUAGCCAUGGCGCACCGCCAACAGAUCCCGAAAAACUCGCCUUAGAAGCAUGGUCGCAGGGUUGCAUGAUUGGGGCUCUGAUAAUCAUGAUCGGCAUCACACUGGUCAACAUGCGCCGUGGAGUUUUGCUUCACAAACUUAUUCUGAUUGAGCUACUCCUGGCCAUGCCGAAUGGUUUCUUCAUCUUUUUCAGUCCACCUACCUGGGGAUGGUACUUAUCAUCAACGGUCAUCUUCUUGAUCAUCUCGUGGAAUUUGCAUAACGUCAUCGCCUGGAUAAAAAACAAACCCUUCCUUUCAAGACGAUACAACGCCAUCUACAUUGGCACAAUUAUCCUGGCUCAGCCGUAUUGGGUUCUUGAGAUAUACGCAAACUUUACAUAUUUUAACCCGCCUUACAAACGGUUAUUUAAGACAACUCGGCCCUUAGAGGCUCUUUUCCGGGAUCCAUGGUGGAUAUUCACAGCGCUCAACCUAUUCUGGAACAUCAAGUAUCGCUACGACUUCAAACCUUUGGAAAUCAUCCGAGUGUCUCCAAGAUUCGGCCUGCUCCUCUUGAGCAUGUUUCUGAGCAUCGUCUUCAUUAUCGUUGAUCUUUUCUCAGUCAUACCCGUCAUACAUAUUGGAUAUAUAAAUCCCUUCUGGAAAUUCGCUUUCAUCUUCAAAUGCUUCACUGAUACUAUUAUUCUCGACGACUUUAAGACCGCACUGGACAAAUUAAGUCGGUAUAAAAUGCAGCAAAACUACCCUCUACCGUUCAGCAGACCUCAUAGUCAAAUACAAGGCCAGCCGCCAGGGUCCAACAGUGUUGACUUUGAUCUCGUUUGCCCUGUUGAUAGUUCGAGGAUGGUUGUUGUGGAGCAUUUGGAAAGGAGAAACACUGCAGUUUCUUGUCCGCCAAAGGCAGUAAGAGCUUCAGAUGCAGGGCUCAUUGGCAGGUUAUAG